UAUUGCAAUUUGGCCCAGAAGAGUCAUUUCGGGAGUGUCGAAGUGUGUCUAUGGCUGCGGUAGUGGAGUUAUAGUUUGCUAAAUACGGUGCUACAGUCGGAAAGCUUGGUUCAGCGGCUUCACGAGGGAUUGUUGGAGGACCAUGGCGUGUGUGGGACUGUUGGUGACGGUGUUGGCGGCCAGUUUUGUCGGGGGAACUCUCUCGCAAGUCCAAGACGAUGCGGCGGUAGUCCCGACGUGUCGAGAAGUUCAGCAAGCAUGGGUGUACAAGAGUUUGGGCCCCAAGGACCUCGUGCCGACAGCGCCGCGCAUAGGGCACGAUCUGGCUGUCUGCUCCAAAGGGAAAACUUGCUGCACCAAGAGAAUGGAAGACAAGUACCUGGAAGCCUCCAAGAAGGAUUUCCAAGACGUCGUGCAGUCCACGAGCGCUUACUUAAAAUAUCUAGUGUCGCAAAACGCCGCCAGGUUUCAAGAACAAUUCCACGGUCUUAUCCAGAAGUCGGAGAACGAGACACACCACCUCUUCAGGAACGUGUACAAGAACAUGGCCAUCGAGGCAAACUCACUCAUAGAGGGAUUCCACAGAAAACUUUCCUUUUACGUGAACGGCGCCGAGCUCAGCGUCACGGACAGCGUGAAGGACUUCUUCGACACGCUGUUCCCGCUGGUGUACCGGAGGUUACUGAACCCCAAGAUGACGGACAUGAGCGCGGACUACACCAACUGCGUGAUGGACUUGCAGCGGGAAGUGUUACCAUUCGGCGAGCUCCCGACGAAGAUCUCGACGCAGCUGCAGCGCUCGCUGUCGGCUGCUCGGGUCUUCGUGCAGGCGCUGAACCUCGGCGUCGAAGUGGUGAACACGACCAACCACCUGGUCCUGACGCGCGACUGCACCAAGGCUCUCCUCAAGUUCAAGUACUGCUCGCACUGCCAGGGCAAGCCUCUGAUCAAACCGUGUGGGAAUUACUGCAUGAACGUGAUGCGCGGGUGCCUGGCCAGCGUGACGGAUAUCAACCCGCACUGGAAUUCUUACAUCGACGUCAUGCAGAGCCUGACUAAGGGCAUGAAGGGAAUGUACAGCGUGGAAACCAUCAUGGCCACCCUUCCGGACAAGGUUUCAGAAUCCAUCAUGAUCGCCAUGCAGAACGGACCGAGUCUUACAGCAAAGGUACAAAAGGCCUGCAGACGACCACGUCAGAGAAAUAGGAGAGCCUCACAGCCUGUACUGACUGGGGGGGUCAGAAGAGCCAACAAACCUCCAGCCAACUUAUACGAACACAUACAGACGUUUGUGCGACACCUAGCGAUGUCGAAAGGUUUCUACAGUAACCUGGCAGAAACGAUAUGUAACGACGACAGUCUCGCAGUGAGACCAGGCGAGGAGGAAACAUGCUGGAACGGCCUGAGCUACGGAAGAUAUACAAUCCCUGUCGUAGACAACGGCUUCCAAGCACAGCGGUUCAACCCUGAAUUGAGAGUAGACAAAGAAGACGCCACCAUCGUCAACAUCAUCGACAAAUUAAAACACAUCAAAGAGUUGAUUGUGUCGAAGAUGGCGAUGUGGGUGGAGGAUCCCGACUGGGACGAUAGCGGCGGCAGCGGGGACGGCCCAUUCGGGGACGGGGAGUACAGCGGAGAUAGCGAUGACGAAGACUACCAGGACUCCAGCGGCAGUGGUGAUGGAGAGACUCCAGCUGUUACUGACACUGGCAGCAAGAAUGAGGAAGAGAUGUACUUCGAAGACUCCACCCCAAAACAAAAGGCCGCCGCGCCAGGAGACUCCAGAGUCGAGACCAUCAACGAUGUAGACAGACAAAAUGCCGACCCCAACGUCCUCAACACAGAAAGCAGUAGUACCGCGCCUGCGGCAACCGUGUCACUGGUUGCCAUGGCAACAUUCAUCGUCACAGCGUACUUGAGACAUACCCUCUAAUGUUAAUGACGUUUCCCUUCCAUCAGCUCUCCAACCUUUGUAUGUAAUGAUCCCCCAAUUUUUCAGUUGUGUUUUUCGAUGCCCAGAACUUUUGUACAUACAGGACUAUAAUGUAUUAUAAUAGAGGUGAGCGGCAAAUGUCAUAUAUACUGAGGGACAGUCGAACGGCAUUGUAUAUACGGAAUAUGCAUCUCUCGGCACGGGUUAUUUUGUACUUACUUCGUCUUACUGAAGGACUGUCGUUUUCUUUUUUGUGAACAGGAGGUUAGUUAAGAGAGGGGAACGUAAAAGAGUAUUUGUAACUGUUGAAGUCAAUAUAAUAAGCAUCAUACGUUCUUUGAAUAAGCUCUUGGACAUGGCAAACAAGAAACAAAUUGUCUGGGGACAACGAUACAGCCUACACAUUGCUAAGUGCUAAAUUGGUGCAUCUAUGAGACCCUUUGUUUUCAUUGAAUGUUCCAUUUUUUGUCAGAUAUUGAAGAAGAUGUUGAGUUUGCCACCCAGAAAACACUAGGCCAUAGAUCAUACUUCAUGUUAUACAAUAAGAGCAUAAUGAGAAUGAUGAUUAAUUGUUCAAUGUUACAAAGCACUAUGUAUACUGAUCCCACAUGUUCUAUUUAUAUAUUUCUUGUAUUUGAAUCUUGCCACGAAUAUACAGUACCAAAAAUCGAAGGCUUACCAUUUUAUGCCUUGGACCAUCCUUUGGAAUUUAGGCCUUUUUUGAGUGCUUCUGAAUUUGUUUACAAUUUUUUUUUUCAUUUGUGGAGAGAGAAUACCUCAUGUGGUGUUGAAAUGAGAGAGAGCCAGUAAUGACAAUGUUAGGUGUAUUUAUGGGAAUGUACAACUGAGGUAUAAUUCUGCUUCCCUUACUAUGAUUUUUGCGAUUGUGAAUGUGGCAAUUUAAUGAAAAUGCAAAGCAAGAAUCUUGGACAAAUGACGUUUUUCUUUGUAAUUUUCAAGGUGGGGGUCGGACAUACCGGUAUAUAUAACUGCAUUACUAUAUAGACAACUUCCAUGUAGUUGUAACUUUUGACACGUUUUCAAUGUUAUGUUUUUGUA
Messenger RNA from Branchiostoma floridae (Florida lancelet), 2992 nucleotides. RefSeq names its product glypican-5-like. Gene Ontology annotation, cellular component: cell surface; plasma membrane; extracellular region. Gene Ontology annotation, biological process: cell migration; regulation of protein localization to membrane; positive regulation of canonical Wnt signaling pathway. The coding region runs from base 143 to 1933 and encodes 596 amino acids. The transcript is spliced from 8 exons. NCBI's taxonomy places the organism in Eukaryota, Metazoa, Chordata, Leptocardii, Amphioxiformes, Branchiostomatidae. The record is from RefSeq and is a predicted model, not a curated record.